Messenger RNA from Cololabis saira (Pacific saury), 3369 nucleotides. It is a transcript of the gene mcama, whose product is annotated as melanoma cell adhesion molecule a. Gene Ontology annotation, biological process: angiogenesis. The transcript has 16 exons. The record is from RefSeq and is a predicted model, not a curated record. Gene Ontology annotation, cellular component: plasma membrane. Lineage: Eukaryota; Metazoa; Chordata; Actinopteri; Beloniformes; Belonidae. The coding region runs from base 64 to 1932 and encodes 622 amino acids.
UUCUCGUCGACACGCCACUUGUGUUCAGUUUGUGUCGGGCUGGAUACGACGAGCAGCGAGGACAUGGCUUUCCCACUCAGAGCUUUUCUGCCGCUUUUCCUCCAUUUCUGCCUGCUGAGUCGCUCCGUGCGGGCCAAGGUGGAGCUGAGCAUGGACGACAGCAUGGAGGUGUACCAGGCCGACCAGGCCGAGAUCCCCUGCCAGUACAACUUCACCGACACCGACAGCGAGCCCAGCUUCGUCAUGUUCCAGUGGUUUGUGAGAGCCGAAGGAAACGGCUUACGGACGCGGAUCUUCUACGGUGACGUGGGCCAGCAGAUAGUCGACAACAACACCAACUACACCGGCCGCAUCCAGGUGAUUCUGGGCCAGAUGGAAAGCCGCCUCAUAAUUCAGAACGUCCAGCCCUCCGACGACAGGGAGUUCUUCUGCCAAGUUAACGGGCUGGCUGCCGGCAACGCCGAACGCAAGACCCACCUCCGAGUGUUUGCUCCUCCGGAGCCUCCGGCCAUCGAGCCGGUCCCGACUGGAAUAUCUGUGACGAAUGAAAUCCCGUCCAAGGUGGCGUCAUGUGAGGCUCGGCACGCUUUCCCCAAACCCAACAUCACCUGGUACCGGAACGGCGUGCCGCUGGCGCCGACUCCAGGACUUGUAAAGAUGCUGAUCCUGGUCUCCCGGGACUCCAGUGGCUUCCUCACCGUGGAGAGCACGCUGGAGUACAAGGUGGUCAAGGAGGACAAGGAUGCUCAUUUCUCCUGCGAGGUCAGCUUCUCUGUCCCCGGAGCCAUCAGGACCAUCGAGUCCCACAGAAUCAACAUCACGGUCCACUACCCCACCACCAUGGUGGAUCUGUGGAAGGAGUGGCCCCAGGGCUUGGUUAAAGAGGGGGACACUGUGGAGCUGCGUUGCCAGGGCGACGGCAACCCCCCGCCAUCUUUCGUUUUCAACAGAGAACAAGAGCCAGACGUGGACCUGGGAGGCACCGGUGACGUGUUGAUCCUGCCGCGAGUGUCGCGUAAAGACGGCGGCGUCUACCAGUGUCGUCCUCAGAACAACGACGUCCAGACCGAGGUCAAGGCAGAGGUGCAGCUCACCGUUCACUAUCUGGACGAAGCUUUUGUGGUGCCUAAAGACUCAGAGGUCAUGCUCAGAGGAGAAGAUUUGACGGCGACCUGCAACGCUCUGUCCUCCCUGAGAACAUCCACUGCCUGGUACAAGGACGGGCAGCAGGUGGGUCAGGGGAACACCUUACACCUGCAGGACGCCAGCUACGACACGAGUGGAGUGUACGUCUGUGAGGUGACCGUGCCCUCCCUGCCCAGCCUGAACACCAGCGGCUCCGUUCACAUCAUUGUCCAAGGUGGUCCUCAGGUGUUAGGAGCGGAGCAGGAGGUUCAGCUGGUGGAAGCAGCAGGCCGGACGGUGAACCUGAGCUGUGAGGUCCUGGGAUAUCCAGCUCCCAGCAUCUCCUGGACCAUCACCGGCAGCCAGAACUGGCAGGAAGUGGUGAGCAAAUCCGACGAUCACAUGACUCGCAGCGUGGUGUCCGUGGAAGUGACCUCGGACGUCAGCGCUCUGUGCAACGCCUCCAACGACAUGGGCGCCGAAGCCAAGGCCUUCAGCGUCAAAGCCAUUCCCCGGGUCACCACCACGGCUCCCUUCUCUCCCGCAGAGGGAAGCGGCGUGAUCAUCGUGGUGAUCAUCCUGUGUCUGCUGCUGCUCGCCUUCCUCGGCAGCGUCCUCUACUUCCUGCACAAGAAAGGAAAGAUCCCGUGUGGACGCUCUGGAAAACAGGAGAUCACCAAAGAGAAGACCACCAAAGAUGACAUUGUUGUGGAGAUGAAGACCAACACAAAGAACGAGGAGGCUGUCCUCCUGAAGGCCGUCAACGGAGACAAAAAAGGUCCUAAUGACCAGGUAACUGUCGUGUGAAACCCUGACGGUCCAGCGAUGAUGUCAUUCAGCGGACGGCGGGUCGCGUGAAGCCAGCGGUCGGAGUGUGUCGGAUCUGAGUCGACCGGAGACACUCCCACCAACCUGCGACCUGCAGACCCCUCCUCCCUCGUUUCCUGCUCUGUUCUCUGCAGUAUUCAGUAGAUUUACACGGAAACCCACGUCACACAUCUGCAUGUACGGACGAACAGUGUUUUAUCUCAACAGUCAGUCUUUGAUUUCCAGCUGUGUUUACUCUGUUUUCAUGAACGUGUAUAUAUUAUAUAUAUUUUGUUAUUUAAGAUUUUUGGACGGUCAUAUUUGUUUUGUUUCACGGUCUGGCUCGUUUUUAGUUCGUGGGUCCAGGUGAGAUUUAAGACGGUAAAUCAUGUUCAAACCGGGUUCUGAGAGAUUUGACAGCAUUUGGUGGAAACCGUUGUUAAAAUUGACCAAAAAAAAAACAACCAAGAAACGAGAACCAGACUUUCCUCGAAAAUCAGCAUUUUGUUUGAGUGUUUGUGCAUCGUUGAGACACACUGGUGGCCUUCUUCUUCUCUUCAUCUUCUUUUUCUGCAAACUGCUGUGGAGCCGCCGUACUGUUUGUAAAUAUCAGUAGUGUAGAGACCGCUCCAGAGCUCCGGAGCGGUCGGCCUCUGUUCCAGCUGUUGGACAUCAAACCAAUAAAAGAUUUUAGUUUCUCUUGAACCUCCUUUUCCCUGAAGAGGCGUCCUGGUAUUUUUGCGCCUUGAGCUGCAGGAUUUCUAAACUCGACAAUCGAGCGAGUUUAAGGGGUUUUUCUGUUAAAUAAAUGGAGAACGUGGUUUCUGAAGUCUGUUUGAUCGCUACGUUGGACUCACCGAACUGAAACAAAGUCCUGAGACGCUUUUCUGACCCGGGAACUCGGGAUCAGGCCUCGUCGCAUCAGUUUACUGAUUUUAAGCCGACGUCUUGCGUCUGAAAGCAGCACGAGGCGUCUUCUGGAGCUUGUCGGGAUGAAAGCUUCAGUAAAAACUUUCAGCUCCGUGAGUCAAACGUAAUUUUAAUGUUUGAGGCUCAAACGGGGGCAGAUGGUGCAAAAAUACCGCAGGGCCCCUUUUCAAGGCCGAUGUUGUGAAAAUCACUGUUUUUGUUGUGAAAUGUUUGUCGGGUUGCCGAGAGCAGCGCGUCGCCCUGAUGACUGAUAACUCAUGUUUCUCAUGUUGAUUUUUUACUUUUGCCCCUCAGUGAUCGUGUGCAGGACGUCCUGACGUCAUAUCUGUGAUCAGUCUGUGAAUAUUUUGGUUUAAAUACCUUUUUUUGUUUAGUUAGAAACUGAACUUUGCAUUUCUGUUUUUGUGUAAAUUAUGUACUGUACAUGUGAUUCUCUGAAGCUUGUGUUUGUUUAUUCUUAUUUUUUUAUUUUGCAAGGAAAUAAUGCCAAAUAAAAGGUUUCGUUUG